GCAAAGCAAAGCAAAGCAAAGCAAACCCAAAAUCAAAAUCAAACUCAAACGGAAAAGCAAAAGCAAAAGCAAAAACUCAGCAAGUGCUAGACGAAAUCGAAGCGAAGCGAAGCGAGCAAAACAGAAAUCUGGCCAAAACAGUCGAAGCCAGAAAGUUGAAAAGAUAGUUCGUCAAGUGCUCACAAUAAUAAAUUUAAUUUUAAUUUCAAUUUCAAUUAUCAGAGGAAACGACUCUAAGCCAAGUUAAUUAAAUUGAGAAAAUUGAUAAUUGUUUAGCGAGCUACGCGCUUUCAUUUUCGUUUUCAAACUAAAUAAACGCAAUCAAAAGAUCGCGCGGCAGCCGCUUAAAGAAAAUAUAAAACCAGCGCAGAUUCAAGCACAAACGAAGUGGUUAAAUGUGAAAUUGUCAUUGGAAAACAGUUAGACAAGCAUUUGUGUGUGUGUGUGUGUGUAGGGGGGCGUUUGCGCAAUUGUGAAUUGCUCGAAAAAUCACUUUUCAAUAUCGAAUCCAAUUUUUAUGGUCAAGUGCCUGCGUCUGGCCAUUGUGCAACUGCCAGCCAACCCAGCCACUUAACCUUAACAAUCAUUAUUUGGCAAUAAGACAUUUGGCACAAUCAUUUCAUUCAAGUGUGCCCAAGUACGCCAAAUCGAACUUUUACCGUACAAACGAAAGCAAAGCAACAACAACAACAACAACAACUGGACUCAACGAACCCACGCGGCGCUUAACUCGAGUAGCAGCAGCAGCAGCAGCCAAAGACAAAACAGCACAAGAAGAAGAAGUAGCGGAAGAGGAGGAGAAAGAAGCAGCAGGAGACAGCUGAGACGAACAAAAAUAGUGCAAAAUGGUUGAGAAGACAGACAUAUCGAAAAUCGUUGGCGUUGACGACAUCGCAAAGAACAAGAACAUCUGGCGCAUGCUGCUCGGCGAGCUGGUGGGCACAUUUUUCUUAAUAUUCAUUGGCGUUGGCAGCACGGCGAUCGGAAGCGCGACAGUGCCACAGAUAGCGUUCACCUUUGGCUUGACGGUGGCCACGCUGGCCCAGGGCCUGGGCCACAUCAGCGGAUGCCACAUCAAUCCGGCUGUAACAAUCGGUUUCCUGGUCGUCGGCGAGAUGAGCAUCCUGAAGGCUCUCUUCUACAUCAUUGUGCAGUGCGUGGGCGCCAUUGCCGGGGCAGCUGUCAUCAAGGUGGCUCUCAGUGGACUGGCCCCCAGUGGACUGGGUGUUUCCUCCUAUGACGCCUCGCUGAAUGUCGGGCAGGUGGUGCUGAUCGAGGCUCUGAUCACCUUCAUUCUGGUGUUCGUGGUCAAAGCGGUGUCGGAUCCAGGUCGCCAGGACAUCAAGGGCUCGGCACCCCUGGCCGUAGGCCUCUCCAUUGCAGCUGGUCAUCUCUGUGCGAUUAAGCUCAGUGGCGCCAGCAUGAAUCCAGCACGCUCCUUGGGGCCAUCCGUUGUCCAGAGCAUGUGGGCCGACCACUGGGUCUACUGGGCGGGCCCCAUUGCGGGCGCCAUUGUGGCCGCUCUCAUCUACAGGUUCGUCUUUAAGGUGCGCAAGAGCGACGACGAGGCCAAUUCGUAUGACUUCUAAGAUAUUUUAUCCGCGUAUUCCGCCCUCACACCUUCUCGCUUGGGGAAAAACCCACAUCCUUGUUGUUGUACGUGUGUGUAUUGUGUGUAGAUGCUUAUUCGUAUUCGUCUCAUUCAGAAAUGUGCUGACAUUCUAUCGGAACGAUCGCACAAUUCACAAGCCACUUAGAUUAGCCGGGCAAAAGCCGCACAAUACAAAUUAUACAAUUUUUAUUUGUUGAAAAAUAAAAAUCGCUUCGUUUUAGUCGUACUAACACCUAAAAUAUUGAGUAUUCUAUGUUUGUAGCUUAAGAUACAUUUAAUUCGCAUGUUUAUCGAAACCAAUUAGAUGCAGCACAAAUUCGUGCCUCGAAACGCAGUUUGCUAAACCGAAUUCCACAUUAUUUGUUAAAAUUGUUAUUGUCCAAUUCAUAAUUAUCGAGCACAAAUAAACGUAUUUGAUAAAUGACAA
Drosophila virilis is the source of this 2039-nucleotide messenger RNA. RefSeq names its product aquaporin homolog protein drip (gene Drip). Lineage: Eukaryota; Metazoa; Arthropoda; Insecta; Diptera; Drosophilidae. Gene Ontology annotation, cellular component: plasma membrane. Gene Ontology annotation, biological process: transmembrane transport. Gene Ontology annotation, molecular function: channel activity. The record is from RefSeq and is a predicted model, not a curated record.